AUGGAGAUUGAUAGAGACAGGCCGAAGUUAUCAAAUGCUUUCAUUGAAGCGCAUAAACUCAGAGAGUUGAAAAUUGAUAUAGACGAAAAGUUAGAACCUGACUCUGAGUGUUGUAUUUAUAGGGUUCCUAAAGAGCUUCGCAAAAUAAAUAAAGCUGCAUAUACUCCUCAAUUAGUUUCAAUAGGUCCUUUCCAUCAUGGCAACAAGGAUUUGGCUGAAAUGGAAAUACAAAAAGUAAGAUAUAAAAAAGAGUUUGGUAAACGAAUCAGUGAGGAGAGAUUGGAGGAUUUUAUUGCCUUCAUUGAAAGGGAGGAGAAACACAUUCGUAAUUGCUAUUCAGACACUUCCCCUCUUAAAAGUCCUGAUUUUAUAACAAUGAUUUUGUAUGAUGCAAUCUUCAUCAUUGAGCUUCUCUUGAGAUUUAACGAAGGCAAAGAUGAUUUUUUGCUAAAUAAUAUAAGAUUCGAAAUUCGUUUAAAGCGAGACUUGCGAUUACUUGAAAAUCAACUCCCACGCUUCGUCCUCGAAGAAUUAUACAAGUCAACUGGAAUUAAAGUACGAUCCGUCCUUUCUCUUUUUAUUUUUUUCUUCUAUGAUAGUGAUGAGUGCACUGACAACCAACACGUUCAUUAUCAUCGAAACGUUAAUCAUUUCACUGAUUUGUGGAGAAGUAUGUUGCUGCAUAUCAACCCUGAAGCCAAUGAUUCUUCUUCAGUUUUACCUUCGGCAGUCCCUAAAGGCAAUGAUUCUCUUUGUUCAGAUUUUCCUUCAGCAGUCAAACUGAAAGAAUCAGGAAUGAAGUUUACAGCUCUUAAAGGAAAGUCUUUACUUGAUAUAGAACUAAAACAGGGAAAUUUUAAAAUCCCAAUUCCAUGCUUUAGUGGAGUUGAGUUAAAAAUUCCCUGUUUGCAUGUAGGUGGCAAAACGGAAGCUGUGAUACGGAAUGUAAUGGCAUUUGAACAAUGUCAUUAUCCAUCAAAAACCCACGUUUGUAACUACAUCGCUUUUAUGAAGUUUCUUAUCCGCACAGAGAAGGAUGUAGAUUUGCUUAUUGAAGAAGGAAUUAUUUCAAAUUUGAUGGGCGACAGUGCUACAAUCGUACGGAUGUUUAACGGACUUUCCAUUAGCGUUGUUGUAAGUCGUUCCCGUUAUAGUGGCAUUGUCAGGGAUCUAAAAUCACAUUAUAGCAAUGGCUGGAACCAUAAAGGGGCAACCUUGAAAAGAGUUUAUUUCGGCAAUCCAUGGAAAGGCACAGGAACUAUUGCUGCAAUUGUACUGCUACUGCUAACUUUAAUACAAACCAUUUGUUCCAUUAUGCAAGCUGUGUGA
Molecule: messenger RNA, 1329 nt
Organism: Pistacia vera
Lineage: Eukaryota; Viridiplantae; Streptophyta; Magnoliopsida; Sapindales; Anacardiaceae
Product: UPF0481 protein At3g47200-like
Exons: 1
Coding region: 1-1329 (442 amino acids)
Source: RefSeq, a predicted model, not a curated record